GGGCGGGCGCGCGGGCGCGCGGGCCCGCGCAGGCGGCGGCGGCGGAACCGAGCAGACGGGCGUGCGGCCUCGGCGCCGCCAACUCGUGUCGGUCGCACCGCUCUAGCCGCCCGCGGGCCCGCGCACCGGUCCCCCCCGCGGCAGCCGAGCCCGCCCGCGCGCCGCUCGUGCCCUUGUGAGGCUGGCAUGCAGGAUGGCAGGACAGCCCGGCCACAUGCCCCACGGAGGGAGUUCCAACAACCUCUGCCACACUCUGGGGCCUGCGCACCCUCCUGACCCACAGAGGCACCCCAACACCCUGUCUUUCCGCUGCUCGCUGGCGGACUUCCAGAUCGAAAAGAAGAUAGGCCGAGGACAGUUCAGCGAGGUGUACAAGGCCACCUGCCUGCUGGACAGGAAGACGGUGGCUCUGAAGAAGGUGCAGAUCUUUGAGAUGAUGGACGCCAAGGCGAGGCAGGACUGCGUCAAGGAGAUCGGCCUCUUGAAGCAACUGAACCACCCCAAUAUCAUCAAGUAUUUGGACUCGUUUAUCGAAGACAACGAGCUGAACAUUGUGCUGGAGUUGGCCGACGCGGGGGACCUCUCACAGAUGAUCAAGUACUUUAAGAAGCAGAAGCGGCUCAUCCCAGAGAGGACAGUGUGGAAGUACUUUGUGCAGCUGUGCAGCGCUGUGGAGCACAUGCAUUCACGCCGGGUGAUGCACCGAGACAUCAAGCCUGCCAACGUGUUCAUCACAGCCACAGGCGUCGUGAAGCUCGGUGACCUUGGUCUGGGCCGCUUCUUCAGCUCUGAGACCACCGCAGCCCACUCCCUAGUGGGGACACCCUACUACAUGUCACCGGAGAGGAUCCAUGAGAACGGCUACAACUUCAAGUCCGACAUCUGGUCCCUGGGCUGUCUGCUGUACGAGAUGGCAGCCCUCCAGAGCCCCUUCUACGGAGAUAAGAUGAAUCUCUUCUCCCUGUGCCAGAAGAUCGAGCAGUGUGACUACCCCCCGCUCCCCGGGGAGCACUACUCUGAGAAGUUACGAGAACUGGUCAGCAUGUGCAUCUACCCUGACCCCGACCAGAGACCUGACAUCGGCUACGUGCACCAGGUGGCCAAGCAGAUGCACGUCUGGACGUCCAGCACCUGAGCGUGGAUGCACCGUGCCUUAUCAAAGCCAGCACCACUUUGCCUUACUUGAGUCGUCUUCUCUUCGAGUGGCCACCUGGUAGCCUAGAACAGCUAAGACCACAGGGUUCAGCAGGUUCCCCAAAAGGCUGCCCAGCCUUACAGCAGAUGCUGAAGGCAGAGCAGCUGAGGGAGGGGCGCUGGCCACACAUCACUGACAGUCAAAUUCAAAAGUCCUUUCUUUAUACUGUUGUGGACAAUCUCAGCUGGGUUAACAAGGGCAGGUGGUUCAGCGAGCCACAGCAGCCCCCUGUAUCUGGAUUGUAAUGUGAAUCUUUAGGGUAAUUCCUCCAGUGACCUGUCAAGGCUUAUGCUAACAGGAGACUUGCAGGAGACCGUGUGAUUUGUGUAGUGAGCCUUUGAAAAUGGUUAGUACCAAGUUCAGUUUAGUUCUUAGUAUCUUUUCAAUCAAGCUGUGUGCUUAAUUUACUCUGUCGUAAAGGGAUAAAGUGGAAAUCAUUUUUUUCCAUGGAGUGGAGAUUCUGCUAAUAUUUUUAUCUCUGUUUUAUAACUUGGUGAGUAACGAUGAGAGCCCUGCACCUGGCCAGAGCAUCACAGGCAAAUGGCAUCGGGAAGCAGGAGCAUCUUCCUGGCAACCAGGCUGGGCCAUCUUCUCCUGGACACCUGCUGUGUACCAGGCAUUUCAUCACCUCCUUGAAUGCUGGCGGUUCAUUUCACGAUCAGUGUUAAGCAUUUUCCUCCAUGGGAAGGAUGGGAUGUAAAAAAGCUAAGGGCUAUCCUUUACAAAUUCUGGUUCUGCAACUUCCUAGCGUGAAUUUGGGCUUGGGCAACUUUCUUAGCCGUUCUGAGCCUUAGUUUCCUCGUCUGUACAAUGAGAUCAAUAGUACCUAUCUAUCUACCUUCAGGAUUGCUGACAGAAUUUGAAAUAAAAUAUGCAAGUUAGCUAGUACAAAGUAGAUGAUCCAAAAAUGGCAGCCACUCACCCUUCACAGACUGAAGUCCAUGGGCCAUGGAAGCCAAGAAUUAAUGUACACCUGUAUCAUGUGUAGGAAACCAAAAAGGUGUUCCUUAUUUCUUGUUCCCAAACAGGAUUAACUGUGAAGACGACUUUAUAAAUGUGAACCUAAGAAAACUCCAGCUCUGAAGGAAAUCAUUAGAAUUUUGUUUUUGUACGUAAAGUUAACCUUCCAGUGGUCUGAGCUGUCGUCACUGACUUGAUGACAGUCUGGCCCUCCAGACAAGAGCAGUGCUGGCAUCGGGCGGGUGAUUCCUGACACCUGCUGCCUGCAGGCAUUCGCUGACCGGGCUCUUCCUGGAGGAAACUCCCAGGGCCAGACGGCUGCUGCUUCCGCGUGUGGACUCGGAUCUGCUGUAACACCGUCUGCCCGACAGUCUCUCCACAUGCAGCCUUUCCUCUGUACUUUUUCUCCAUGGUCCAAAUAAAACAGGGUGACUGGGAGUUACUUAUAAUUCAUGAAGAUUUUUAAAUGGCUUUGGAGAUUUUGCUUUUACACCAGUAGAUCCAAAACUUAAAACAGUGUCUGCAGCACAAUUUCUUGAGGAACCUCGAAAAACACAACUUCCCAGGCCCCAUUCAGUAAUCCCAGGAUUUCUUUAAGCUCCCCAAGUAAUUUUGAUACUCAUUAGCCAAGUUUCUGCCCUCAUGAGGUAAUUCCAUUGUUCUCCCCGGCCUGCUCCUGGCAGCUGUAACAUAGGAGCUGGCCUGAGCAGAUUCACCCUGGAAUGUUCUCUCCAAGGGAGGAUCAAGUCUGUGUCGCCUGCCUAGUGCUUACCACUGAAGGUUUUUCUGAUUCCAGACAAACUUUUUGCCAGUAUUCUGCUGCCAGCUCUCUGAGCCCCUAUCGUGCCUCCCCAACACUGCCAGCCCCAGCAUGCAAUGAACCUACUUUGUGCAUGCCACCGGCUUUCCACACCAUGAGAACAAUCUGCCCAACUGGACCCUCUGGAGGUGCACGAUCUCAGCCACUCACCAGGUCUGAGUGUUUGUGAAAUGAUCAUGGUCCUACUUACUUCAAAACAGUAACCCCAAAACAUUCCUUUUAUUUCUGUGAAACCGGCCAAAGUGAGGUCCACCCACCUUCACGCAGCUCUGGCGGUGCACCUGCCCACGUUCUCUUGGUACGCAGAACUGAGCUGGGCUUGAGAACUCAAGAGGUUUGGCUUUGCCAUUUCUUUCCUACUUGCUGCUGAGGUGGAAGCUGUGCUGCACUUAUCACCCCAUUUCAAAACCAAACCAAACCAGAGGCCACCCCGAAUGGAGUCAGCCAGCAAAAGGGACAGGUAUCGAUGUUCACCUGAAGCCUCAAGGGAGUCCACUCUGACUUCUGACAGCAGAGGGGUGCAUGGCUCCUACGCUCUCCUGAGCCAGUGCUCAAGGAGGAUCAGCACCCUGAAGGGCCAGGUCAAUGGCCUUAGCAGCCCCAGACUGCCCCCUAAAACACCACACGGUGCCCAGACCUCAGCUGCCCAAUUUGGUUUUUGUUUUUUAUUGAGUUUCAUUCAGCAAACACUAGCCACGUGAAUCUUACUGGGCCUCCAGUGCCCACCAUCUUCCAGAACCACAGCCAGCCACCCACUGACGCCAUUCAGGAAGUGUCCAUCGUUUGGACUGUUUCUUCCAGCACCUCAAUUUCCAGAGGAGUGAUUUUCUCAGUGAGGACUGCAGUGGUUCCUUUCUCACACCUGUACCGGCCAAGCCUAGUGAGAGAAAAACAAAAGCACAGAGUUAGGAUUCCCCUCAAGGUGUCAGAGGGCAGGAGACAGUGAAAAUAAAUAUUCAGGUGAGGCAGUGAGCAGGGUGGACUGGAAUCCUGGCUCUCCCGAUCCCAGCUCUGUGAUCCUGGGGGAUUCAACUUCCUCAGUUCCUCAGUUCUCAAGUGCUGCAAAAUGGGGGUGCCUGGGAGGCACAGAGCGUCAUCAGUGAACACGGCACCUGGCCCUUGGUGGACACGUGACUCUCCCCGACCCCACCAUCCCCAGCAAGUGCUGGGAAGCACUUGGUCCCUUGACAUCAAUCUUCAACCUCCCUACAGUACCUUUCAGUGACAGCAGGAAGCAAAUCCCAUCAUUACACAAGAGAAGGGCAUGACUGCUCUUCUGUGCAGCAACAAGAAUGACUUAACUGUUACCUCAGACACUGUACAAACAUCUGGAAGCAUAAACAAGUGUAAAAAUAUGAGCAGCCAGACUCUGGGCUUGUCAUUUCAGACCACUCUCAAGACUCAAGAAAAGUUAACUGUGCCCUUCAGGGACACAGUGGCUCCCCACUAGGACACACCCAACACCUUCCUGGAGUGAAUCUGGCAGAGGUUUCUUUGAGCACCAGACAGUCUAGAAGAUACAUACUUGGGCUGUUAAUUCUCACAGGAAUUAGGUCAGGAAUUAGGAUACUGUCAAAUGGCAGCACACAACCAACUGUCCCUGGGCUCUAGCUCCAGCUGGGGUAAUACCUCUGUCAAACUUACUGUCCUUCAGGAACUACCAGAAGGAUGCUGGCUGUGCCAUGACCUUGUGCUCCAGGAACACCCAUCCUCUCCCCUGGGCACAUGGGCUAAAAGAGGGAGCAGGAAGCAGAACAAGGAGAGCAACUUCCACAGUUCUGCAUCCAGGUCAGGAGCAUGGUCAGCCGAGUGGCCUGCCUUUAUUCUGCCAAGCCUCCCCCGACCCUCACUCUCUUAAAGGAUCCAAGCAAAAGUACCUUUUAACCAUGUGUCCCCACCCCAUCAGUUUGAGGAUGGCUCUCAUUCCUCACACGCUGGAACCUUGGUGGCAGCGUGCAGUCUUGGAGCCAAAGUCCCACGUGACCUCUCUGUGUCUGAUGACUCUGGACCAUCCCUCAGUGUCUCCAGGAGGCUUGGACACCUCCUCACCACUGUGGUGAUGGUGCCCGAUUUCGGCAGCAUGCAUUCAGUGCUUCCACCUUACGUGCCAGUGGACUGCAAGACUGCACGUUGGAGGGCUGCGAGCAGAGGAGGCAGCAGGGACUUGCCAGGCAAGGCCCACACUGGCGCAGGGCAUGGGACGCUUGCUCAGGCCUAUGGCCCUGCCCGCACCCUAGCAUCCACCCUGGGAAGGGCUCCCCUAACUCAGGCAGUGCCUCCAUCUUCAGUCACUGGCAGAGAAGACAACAGGGAGGUUCCAGGUAGCCUGGACACUUGCCCUUGGCCUCAGGACACCGAUGGGGAGUGGGCCCCGUGCAGGUUACUGCACACCCACCAUGCACCCAGCACCUUCUGGGCCGCCUCGCUGAUUCUUCACAAGCAGCCACAAGGCGGUUUUCUUUCUGUUCUUGGGUGUUUAGAGCCUCUGUUUACAAGCGGAGCAGCCCACGUCCCAGAAGUAGGAUGCGCUGCUGCUGCACUCCCUGUGGAUGAAGACUCCUGCGCUAAGCACAGGUUCCCUAGGCAACCACAAAUACCACUUCUCACUACCCCAAACGUGGUUUUCAGAGUCCUUGCCCAGGACCCUGUCCAGCCUGAAUGGUGUAACCAUUCCCUACCCCAUCACCGCUUCAUCGUGGACUUGCUUAAAUUACGCAGCAUCUUGCAAAUAACUAGCAAAGCAGGCUACAUGGAGUACUUGGGUCCUGCCUACCCGGAGCUCGGCAAAGCCUGGUUCCCCAACACAGCUCUGGGCCUGAAAGGUAGCUUGCCUUCCUGCUAAAGGCCCAAGGGACUUCAUGGUCUCAUCAGAGGUCAUCUGGUUGAGCUCCAUUUCCCAGACAGACUGAUUUGCUGGAAGCCACCAAGCCAGCCACCAACACUCUCCAACCCCAGUGCCAGAGCUCUCUGGCGCCGUGCUGCCCCACCCCAUCAAGAGCCCACUGAGCUUCCACAAGAUUGAGUGCAGCCCACAGUGAAUAUCUGCUGGUUCUGAACGUUCCAUUCUUUCCUUGUGAAUUACUCCUGAUACGGAGUUGUGUGUGCAGUGGGAGAUGAAAGCCAGCUUGCAGAAGGUGAUGCUCGCUUCCUCUGCGCUAGCUGUGGGGCUGGGUGGGAGCCGUAGUUUAUAAAUGCCCUGUGCUGCACCCAGAUGCUACAGCUGGAAGCAGCACUCAGGGAUCCCAUCCUGAGCUGCUCGGGCUCCCAGAAGAGGUCAGGAGCCACAGGACGGUCAAGCAGCUGGACAAUGAUGAGACACUGCAAAUGAGCUGCUCCUCUGACACAUGCCAGCCUCUAGGUUUGGAAACCUUCCAGUUCUGCUCAGCAAAUCAACUACAACUUUCUCCCACUGCUCUGAGUCUGGGCUGCACCACUGAGCUGAGGGGCCCACUCGGCGUGUAGGACAGGCUAAAUGGCACGACUCCCUGUAGCAUAGCAGACACACAUUAGCUCCCAAGGCCACCUCUGGGAGGCUGUUAGCAUUGCUGACGUACACCCAGUUAGGAAUCUCGGGGCACUCUGAGAGAAAGUGCUGGGGCUGCUCUGAAAAAUGCACCUUCUCACAGAAAUCAGGGGAUUCUUUAAGACACUUGAGAAAGGACAGCAGAUGAUCCAAACCGCUCCACCCCACCUCCCAGCCUAGGGCUCUUUCCUGGGCCACCCUCCACCUCUCGCAUCAAAUUAAAUCACUUUCCUACACCUGACAGCAGCCCACUGUCAUAAAGCAAGUAACGAGCUGAAGGUCUGUGCGGGAGGCUGAUUUGGGAACACUGGAUGUACUUAAUGUGGAAAGAACGAGGAAAACUCCAUCCAUCCAGAUGCCAUGGAGAUACCAAGGGUGGCACGAUGCCAGGGGACCCAGGAAGAACUUCGUCUCCUUCACUCACCUGGUCCCCUUCUUGUUGGGCACCGUGUACGGGCGGAGAAAAUCCAGCUUGCUCUUACUGAUGACGCAAAGGUCGAUGUUGCUUCCGGAGCCCAGGUCGUUGAAGAUGCCGGCUGCGAUGGCUUCGCUCACCAGCUUCUUGGCUUCCUCCUCCUGAGAAAGAGAACGGCAGCAAUAACGUCCAUGGCCAAACCAGGGCCUGCUCUGACAUCCGCAAUGUGCUUCCACUACCAGUUCGCAAGACCUUCUGAGAGACAGGUGUUGUUUAUAAUGCCCAUGUCACAGAUGAGGAAAAGAUCUCAAAGUACCUCGAUGAUUUGCCCAAAGUUCCCGACUCGGGCCUUUAAAACUCUUUAUGCAUGCACCACCUCUUGACCACAUCGGACACUCACCACGAAACGAUGGGCUGACUGUUACUAGAGGGUUAGUAACUUACCUUGAAAAGGGCCAGGUAGUAAAUAUUUUAGGUUUUGUGGCCAAAAGUCUCUACCACACCUACUCAACUCUGUCAUGCUAGCACAAAACAGCCACACACAAAUACAUAAACAAAUGGGUACAACUGUGUUCCAAUAAAACUCUAUUAGCAACAGGCAGUGGGCCAGAUCUGGCCCAUGGACUGCAGUUCACUAACUAACCCCUGAUCAAGAAUGUCCAACAAUAGCUGAAAGUUACUGACUGAUAACAUAAUGGAGAAAGUCAGCACUGUAGGGGAAGAAACUGACACCAAAACAACAGUAGUUCUGGGGAAAUGCUGGCAGACCAAGGGCGGGACAUCUUGCCCAGAAGAAUCUGUCUCUCCUACUAAGGCUGUAGCCUACAGGUUCACUGAAGUAAUUCAUUACUUUGAAUCACUCUCCUUUGACCCACCCUUAAGCACAAAUCCCCAUCCCCAAUAGUUACUGGUGAACAGAUGGAUUCAUCCCUUUCUUAUCCAAGAAGGCCCAUCACAUGCUAUGUCCUAGACCAGGAGCUAGGGCUGCAGAGGUGGAUGACGCCCCCAAAUACCUGCCCUCUAGGGGCUCAGAGUCCAGCGGGGGCUCCUGACCCAAGUAAGAACAAUGCAGGGUGAGGCUGGCUACAGAGCAUGUGAAAAGGAGCUGGGAACAUGGCUGGCCAGCAGAGCUUCAGGGAGGGCUGAAGGACAGGCUGCACACGAGGCACUCAGAAAACAGCAGUGAAACACAAGGCAGACAGCAAAGGCAACGGUACCGGACCUGGGGAACGCCAAGUUCAAGCUCUAUAUACAACGAGGACAAAAAUGAACCAGGCUCCCUGAAAGCCGGGAAUCUAACCUGUGCUAUGGCGCCUUCCCAAUCCACGAGGGCGUGAGAGUACAUACACGUGCAAGUGCACUCCAGCGCUCAUCCAAGUAACACCCUUGGACAAACAGACUCCAGGCCCAAAUUCCAGCCUGAGACCCUCAAAGGGCAGAUCUGCUAACCUCAAGUUUACAGAAGAUCUGAACCCAUUCAGGCCUCCUGCUCCUCUGCCUGCCCCAUGCCAGACUAGGAUUCCAGUGACAUAAGCGCACUCUACAGACUCAGAAGGACAGAGAAGGUUCUGCUGGAAGUGGGCUCCUCAGCAAACCAGCAGACAGCAGUUCCUUUGAUUUCAUACCCCAGGUUUUUUCACUCUCAUGUGACAUCUAUGUGGGGCCAAUUAAGCUGAUUCUUCUUUUGUACAUACAUAGUCCUGUAAGAAUACAUUCAAACAGGAUUAGGAAUUUUCUCCUAGAAUUCUCAACAGUCUAUGGGGCCAGAAGCUUUCCACAAACCAGUGAAGGUGGUAGCAAAGAAAGCCUCUUAGAUAAGGAGCUGGCGGCAGCUGCUAUCUAGACAGCAAAAACCAACCACUAAUUCAGCAAACGCAACCUCAUUCCAAACCGCUUCUCUUUAAAUGGCCUUAGGUGUGUGUGCAUAUGGGCACGUGCGGGCAGAACCAUACUUAUUCCCUGUUCCUGGCCUACCACCUCUGCUCCCCCUUCUCUUCUCUACCAUUUAACUAUUUCCUCUGCUUUGUUUCUCGUCACUGUUGCUGGCGUCCCCAGCCAGCCAACAGUACCUGGCAGACAUUGCAAUCCAUGGGCACACUUAGGACUACACAUUUGCAUUUCCCAAAUGAUCUGGGUAGAUGGGGACAGGUGAAGAGAAGACUUGGGGGAAACAGAAAUAUACACAUGACAUGAGACAUGCAUAUCUAGUGUCAAUUGAUUCGACUGGACACAGGACACCAGACUGCUGACAGUGCUAUGUAAGAUUACGAGUGAUCCUCCCUCUAUUUUGCAAACAGUCUAUAAUGGAACUGAUAAGACUUUAAAAUGCGCAAAUUUUAAAAUGAUAUAGUUUGAUUUACUCAUAAAACGAUCAUGUAUGCUGUUAUUUAAGUAUAAAUAAAGGCUUUUUUAAAUUGGG
Rhinopithecus roxellana (golden snub-nosed monkey) is the source of this 9332-nucleotide messenger RNA. It is a transcript of the gene NEK6, whose product is annotated as NIMA related kinase 6. Gene Ontology annotation, molecular function: protein kinase activity; ATP binding. The record is from RefSeq and is a predicted model, not a curated record. Lineage: Eukaryota; Metazoa; Chordata; Mammalia; Primates; Cercopithecidae. The coding region runs from base 194 to 1135 and encodes 313 amino acids. Gene Ontology annotation, biological process: protein phosphorylation. The transcript is spliced from 10 exons.